Molecule: messenger RNA, 3955 nt
Organism: Melanotaenia boesemani (Boeseman's rainbowfish)
Lineage: Eukaryota; Metazoa; Chordata; Actinopteri; Atheriniformes; Melanotaeniidae
Gene: dennd11
Product: DENN domain containing 11
Exons: 9
Coding region: 171-1697 (508 amino acids)
Cellular component (GO): cytoplasm
Source: RefSeq, a predicted model, not a curated record
AAAGGAGUCAGUGAAUGUGACACCCUUACAAAUGCACAGAAAACAGCCCCUCCAGCAGCAGGAAAUCAUGAUCCGGCUCCAGGAGCGCGUUUAGCUCGCUAACAACAACCCCACAGCGGAGCUUCGUGUCACUUUCCUCCACCUACCGCGUCCUCGGAGGCUGCAGCACCAUGGUGGAGCAGUCGGAUCGAGCCCCGCUGCUGGACUGGGAGGAGAUCCCACCGCCCGAUCCGAACCAGGCGGCCCAGCCACCGCCUCGAGAGGAAGACACCGCGGCGGAGAAAAGUUCGCAUCCAGCUGGGAGGCGUACACCGACGGGCACUGCGGCUGGCAAUGGGUGGAGUAGCGGCAGCGACAGCACCGCCACCAUCGCUGCCGCUAUCACCUGCAGCCCCGCACGGAGCGUAGCAGCUGUUGUCAGCGCGGACAGGAGCCCGAGCCGUCCGCACACGGAGCUCUCCACGCACGGGCGUGAUCGCCCAGAGCCUCUCGGUACAGAUGGGAUCGUUCCCUUCCCCGGCCUCACAGGGAGGAAUCAGUGGGAAGAAAAAGAUCAGAUCGUGGCUGUGUUUGUGGUUACUUUUGAUACAAGAUCAGGGAACAUGGUAGAGUGGUGCCUGCCUCAUGACAUCAACCUAGAUGGAGUGGAAUUCAAGUCCAUGGCCAGCGGUUCCCACCGGAUCACUAAUGACUUUAUUUAUUUCCGUAAAGGCAGUUACUUUGGGCUGGCCUGUUUUGCUAACAUGCCUGUGGAAAGUGAGCUGGAGCGAGGAGCAAGGAUGAAGUCGGUGGGAAUUCUGUCUCCUUCCUACACUCUGCUUUACCGCUACAUGCACUUCCUGGAGAAUCAAGUCAGACUUCAGCUUCAGUAUCCAGGCCAGUAUUCUCCACUAGAGGCCUUCUACGAGGAUAAGAAGGCUGUUCUCCCUCCUACGGGAAAUGGCCUGGUCACUGCUUGUCCGACUUGGAGCAUUACCACUAUAAACCGCUGCAUGCACCCAGAAAUGAAGAUCACCCACCCAGCUGGCUGCAUGUCCCAGUUCAUCCAGUUUUUUGGGGAGCAGAUAAUGGUGCUGUGGAAGUUUGCGCUGCUGAGGAAGCGUCUCCUUAUCUUCUCCCCUCCACCGGUUGGUGUGGUCUGCUACAGGGUGUAUUGCUGUUGCUGCCUGGCCAAUGUCUCUAUACCUGGAAUUGGGGUUUCUGUUCCUGAACUGCGACCUUUCUUCUACAUCAACAUCGCUGACAUCGGUGCACUGGAAACAGAGCUGUCAUAUGUAGCUUGCACAACGGAGAAGAUUUUUGAGGAGAAGAAGGAGCUGUAUGAUGUCUACAUCGAUAACCAGAACGUGAAGACCCACAGAAGCCAUUUGCAGCCGCUGCUCAGGCUGAACGCUGCAGAUAAGGAGAAGUACAGGAAACUGAGUGAACAGAGGCAAAUGCUGCUGUACUCUCAGGAAGUGGAUGAAGACUGCACGUCAAACGAAGAGGAUCUUUUCAUUCUGUUCUUCAUGGAGCUGAAUAAUCGCAUCUUUCAGACCCUGUCUGAGGUAGCAGGAAGCUCUGAGCCGACCCUCACUGCUGACCACGUGAGGGCCAUGGGGCUGGAUCCCCAUGGUGACCGCUCUUUCCUCGCAGACCUGCUGGAGGUGUACGGCCUCGAUGUCACAAUUGUCAUAGACAACCUCUGCUGCCCCUGAGCCCUCUCACCUGGAUGCCACAGGAUUUUUUGUGCCAGCGAGGCCCACACACCAAGACACUGAAGACACUGCCUCUAUCAUAGAACUCCAUCAAUGUCUGCUUUCCCUUUCCUGGGUGUCUCGUUCCCGUCGUUUGUGUGCGUCCUCUGACCUGUGGAGACACUCCACAGUGCACCAGGUCACAAAAACCUGCCAAGCAGGGGGCAGCUGUGAGCUCUGACAGACACUUACAUCUUACGUCACCCACAGAGGACUGUUUUUGACAGAAAUAUGGUCUCUUUGUGUUUGCGCUCAUUUGACUUGGACUCUGGCUCGUGUGGUCAGAAAUUCAGCCUUGGAUAAAAAUAUAAAAGCAGGAUGCUGAUGGAUGCCACUCGUCACAAUAAAGAAAUCACUGACACUUUUCCAGUCCUGCAGCUCUGGUGUCCACCUCCGCUUUGAGUUAUAUUCGGAACGGUUCUGCCACUGGAAAUGAAUAUGUGUGCUUCUAAUACCUUUUCUGGAAUAUCGAACAGACUCAGAUCUCCUGCUGUAAUCCUGUAGCUGUAGUAUCUGUUUCAGAGAGAAGGUAAAAUGGAAGCUUUUCAAACACUUUAUUUGCCUUUCACAAAGGAAGCAAUAGGAGCAAAGCAUUGAAAGUAUCUUUUAAUGUUUAGUGUUUUUCUGUUACGUUUCAUGAUUUUGAGAGGUGAGGUAAUGCUGGAAAAUGGUACCUUUUGUUAAUUGGGAGGUGUAAUUAACAUGAAGCGGAAUAAAAAGGAAAACAGGCUGUUAAAAACACUUAAAGCUUUAUGCACUUUGAACACAAGCUUGAUGUGAUCAUAUUUCUCUGUAUUUGUUAAAGUGUUGGUGAUGGGGAUGUUCGUAUUUCAUUAUUUGUUCUUUUUGGUGGAGGAUGUUUCAAUGAAUGUGAUUCUGUAACAUCUCUUGUGAAAGCUGCACCACAGGGAUGUUUCCACCAUCAUGCUUGACUUUACCUUUUCAUGUGCUGGCUUUAUGAUUCACUGGGAGCCAACUGGUUGUCAUGGAGUGGAGACGGGCUGCCGGUGGUCACAGAGCCCGACUCUGUUGAAUGAGGAGUUAUUGAUAGAGCCGUUUGUGGCAGAUCAACAAGUAAGCUACAGAGAGAUCCUCUCCGCUUGUCUGUGUUGACAAAGAUCUCUUUGUUUUGUAAUUUCUUGCGAGAUCUGUUGACAUCCUGAUGGGAGCUGAGCAGAAGCUUUAAGUCCUCCUCUAUGGGCAGAUUCGCUGAAAGGACCCCGCUAAAGGUUUUCAUCACGGUCCCAUUGAGUAAAUCCUGCUUAGAGAUGGGCCAACUGUGUCUUUUGAAUGCUGCUGGUGGAGUUUUAUUUUAGUCCAUCCAUCAUGUUGCCAGUCACACUGAUGCUGGAACACAUGACGCUGAUUGUUGUCUUGCUUGCUGUUCAUUUCAAGUAGAGCAUGUCAACGCGGUAAUGUCCCUCCCAACCCAGAAUUUUUCCUUUUUAUUCACUGGUUAAGCCUGCAAGUACAAUUUUUAUUUCUUUUUUUUCAAGGUUAUAUUCCAAAAAACAUUGUAGGGUUUAUCUCCAGGUUGAGAAUGGCUGAUAUGAGGACUAUAGCUUGACCUGCACAUGGACUUGAUCCUCUAAGAUGUUUUUUCAGUUGGUUAAAAGAGAAAAAACAUGAGGAUUAAAAUGCACUAACUGUUGUGUGUGGAAGAAAAGAGUGAUUAAGCUUUAUUUUUGAAAUGGGGCCUUAAAAAUGUGACUCAAACAGAGCAAGGAGACUUGUAUCUUUUGUUUCUACGUCACCUUCAUUUGCUAAAAUUUCAAGUAGAUUCAAGUCCUUCACUCUUCAGUAGGAUCCUAAUGUGUGUGGACUCCAUUACCAGCUGUAAUCUCUUUUAUCCGACAGCGUUUGCUUCACAGAGCUGCGUCAAAUGUAAAAGGGAAUGUACACAGAACACGUCACUGUAAAAAAGGCCUUCUUUGUGGAAAUGUUCACAGAUGUGUACCAGCUUAACUAAACUCAUCCUUUGUACAGUGUGUCACUACUGAAUGUCAGACAGCAGACGUAUUGCACAUGUGCCGACAUCCAAGUGGUGUUUCCGUUUUCUUCGUGAUUGUAAGUCAAGAGUUCUCACAGGAUAGCAGAUAAAUCUUCACCUCUACUAACGUGAACACUGUAAGAGAUGUCAGUUGCGUACACAGAAGUCAGCAGCAUGAGCAACUGUUCGCUGUACUGCCAUUGUGAAACAAUAAACUGUUGAUACUGUU